AGUUGCUUUCCUCCCCAACACCCUUCUGCUAUGAUGUUCUGCCUCCCCAGGGGCCCAGAGCAAAUCAUUGGUCCAUCUAUAGACUGAGCCCUGACACUGUGAGCACCCCAAAAAAUUCUGGGGCUCUAAUUUUUCUGGUCAGGUCUUGUGGUCACAGCAACAAAAAAGUAGACUAAAAAAGGCAGGCUAGUGAAUGUAGUGGCCCUGGGACACAAGACACCAGCAGAAGACCCCAGACAUGCAGACACAUGUGUGGGGACAGGGCCAGCUGCACAGGGCCGAGGUGCAAUGGGGUCAGGAGUAAGAGGAUUCUUAACGUCCGUCACUUCUUACUUGUUCAAAUUUCCAAGCAUGAAUUUGUUUUGAAUUUAGGAGACAGAGAAGAAAGGACACAGAGACAAAAAGCAUGGGGGGCCCCACUGGGAGGAGAUGGUGAUGACACACAGAUUGGCCACAGCCCUGCAGCUUGGGGGCCCAGGGAGUUGGAGUCCAGGCACUGCAGAGGCCCAGAGCCUCACUAAUUGGCCAUUGGAGGCCAAGUACCAGCCCUGCCAGGUACACAGUGACCCCAAGUGAAGGUGCCUUAACACGCUGCCCAGCUGGCAGGACAGGAGAGGAGGCGGACGUGGGGCCCCUGCGCUUCACAAAGCCUAGGAGCCUGCUACACACACAGCCUGGGCCCAGAGCCUCACUGGACCUACUACUGCCUGCCGCCUCACUCACUGCUCAGGAGGUCACAGCUGAGCCGCAGAGGACAAGGGGACUGGGCAUCCGCCUCCCUGUCUCCAGCACAGACUUGGCUCAGGAGCACAGGGACCCUGGAAGCACAGCUGCUGGCUGUAUGACCAUGGGCAGUCCUAACCCUCACCUGGACAGGUAAGGUCAACACACCACCUGCUCAGGCCUGCCAGGACCAGAAGCUGACCAUGAGUGAGCAGGCAGCAGGGCUGUGUAUGCAGUAAGCACUCAGGCCUUGCCCCAGCAGGGAGGCAGAGACCACUCCCCUGCCCGCACCCUGCCCUGCACCCUGCCCUCCACCCUGGUGGCUGGGCAGGGCCUGUGAGCCUUGGCCUGAGCACCCGCUGGCUGCCCCUUGCUAAGCACAGGCUCCGAGUCUGCAGGCUGGGGCUGCGGCUCCUGCAUUUCCACCAGCUCCAGGGGCCAGGGACGCUGCUGGCUCAGGACCACGCUGUGCACAGUAGGCCAGGGACAGUGGGGAGGACAGGCCAUCCUAUCACACCCAGUCAGUCCUCCAGCUCCCCAGCAGAUGGGCACCCUCCCUACCCCGUGGCCAGCUGCUCAUUCCACUGGGCCCAGGGAUGGCCCUGCGUCCUCACCAAGCUGACAGCUCUGCUCUGUCCCUCUUCCCACGUGAGUCAAUGACCUUGGCCUUGGGGUGGGCAUUCCAAGUAUCUUCAGCUCAUCACAAGGUCAAGCCGUGCAGUCAGGUGGGCACCACCAAGGGGGUGUUCAAGAAUUCUCUGGUUCAGUGUGCAGCAUGGCACUGACACGUCUCUGUACUCCACAAAAUACGUGACCACGUCCCGUAACCUGCUCAAUCUCACUGCCUCCUCUGUCCUCUCUGCCUGCUGUCCCAGCGCAGGGCCAUGCCGACCCUCAGAAACGGAAACCUCUCAGCACUGCCCUGGCGGGAGUUUGUGCUGGAGGGCUUUAGAGGAGUGGAGGUUCAAGCUCUGCUCUUUGCUGUCUUCCUGGCCCUCUAUGUGCUGACCGUCCUGGGCAAUGUCACCAUGAUCGUGGUCAUCACCCUGGAUGCCCGCCUGCACUCCCCCAUGUACUUCUUCCUCAAGAACCUGUCCUUCCUGGACCUCUGCUACUCCUCCGUCAUCGCCCCCAAUGCCCUGGCCAACUUCCUCUCCUCCAAGGCCAUCAGCUUUAGGGGAUGUGCCACCCAGCUGUUCUUCUUCUCCUUACUGGCUACCACUGAGGCUUUCCUCUUGGCUGUGAUGGCCUAUGACCGCUUCUUGGCCAUCUGCAGCCCCCUGCAGUACCCUGCGACCAUGUGCUCCAAGACAUGCUCUCGCCUGGUGCUGGGCACCUACUGUGGAGGCUGCCUCAACUCCAUGGUACAGACCAGCCUCACCUUCCAGCUGCCCUUCUGCGGCUUCAACCGCAUCGACCACUUCUUCUGUGACGUGCCCCCGCUGCUCCAGCUGGCCUGUGCCAACACGGCUUUCAAUGAGCUUCUCCUGUUUGGCCUCUGUGGUUUCAUCAUUGUGAGCACUACACUAGCGGUCCUGGUCUCCUAUGGCUACAUCGCAGUGACCAUCCUCAGGAUGCGCUCAGGAUCUGGGCGGCACAAGCUCUUCUCCACCUGUGGCUCCCACCUGACAGCCGUGUCCUUAUUUUAUGGAACACUAUUUGUGAUGUAUGCCCAGCCAGGAGCUGUGGAGUCCAUGGAGCAGGGCAAGGUGGUCUCCGUCUUCUAUACCCUGGUCAUCCCGAUGCUCAACCCCCUCAUCUACAGCCUGCGGAACAAGGACGUGAAGGACGCUCUGCAGAGGCUGGGACAGAGGCACAUCGCCAUGUGAAGAAAAUUCUGGUGAGAGUGUCCAUGGAGCUGGACUGAAGGGCUCUAUGGAGAUAUCUGAUCUUCCAACUGCUCUCUACUUCAAAAUGCACUUGAAGGUGUUGGGGCACAUGUUCACCAAGGUCCUUUGAGCAUUUCAUGGACCAGAUGUUUAUUACGUGUGAGAUGCACGGGUGGAGAAGGCUGGUCUACAUGCAGAACUCUGACCCCAAGAAGACUGGGUGGGCACCAUGCAGAACUCUGGGGAGGACUGACAGCCUGACCACAAGAAGCCUGGGUGGGCACCCAGCAGGGCCUUGCCUUCUGCCUCCUCCUUUGCAUCUCUGAGCCAUUUCCCAGGCUUUAGUUGGUCAGAGGAUAGAUAUGGUGCACCCUGAUUAAAGUCGUCAGACAACAAUGUGUGUCUCACUAACCCAGCUUUCACCCAGACGCAGAGCCUGGCUGGCCGGUGGCCUCCCGUGAUGCGAGUGAAGGGUCUGCCUGCCCGCUCCCUCAGCCCAUCUUCCACACCAGUGCCAAGGAGCUACUAAAAAUAAUAACUGUUUACAGAUCAACAACCAAGCCAUCCCGCAGAGCGAGUCUGGCAUCAGGUGGAGCAGGGUUGGCUGUGAGUGGCCCAGUCUGACAACGAGAGCCCGUGUGCGAAGGAGCUGCAGGGGGUCUGGGCAUCGGGGUGGCUUCUCUUGGGGCAGAGCUUGCCCAGGCUCCUGGGACCUGGUAGCCCCUUCCUAGCCUCAGGAUGGACCUGGGAGAAAGUAAAAAGCUGCACUGUGUGUGUGUGACCAUAACUGUAUACAUCAUAUACACACAGUGUGUGUGCACAUGGAUGCAGAGCAGGACUUAUCCCUUCUGGUAUAUGCACAUAUGUCUGUACAUGCACAAUAAAAACACUAAUUCCAAGGGAAAAUACACAAGUUUCACCUACAACUCAGCAAGUUCAACAUUUGCAGGUCAAGAGAAGGUACGGCUCACUCCACCUGCCUGUCCUCGCCCUCCGGGUUAGCCUUACCCUGACUAACCACAUUUUCAGGA
This is a messenger RNA of Marmota monax (woodchuck), 3583 nucleotides long. RefSeq names its product olfactory receptor 9S13-like. Gene Ontology annotation, molecular function: odorant binding; G protein-coupled receptor activity; olfactory receptor activity. The record is from RefSeq and is a predicted model, not a curated record. Gene Ontology annotation, biological process: sensory perception of smell; G protein-coupled receptor signaling pathway. NCBI's taxonomy places the organism in Eukaryota, Metazoa, Chordata, Mammalia, Rodentia, Sciuridae. Gene Ontology annotation, cellular component: membrane.